Mustela lutreola (European mink) is the source of this 834-nucleotide messenger RNA. Its product is annotated as DNA-directed RNA polymerases I, II, and III subunit RPABC1-like. Lineage: Eukaryota; Metazoa; Chordata; Mammalia; Carnivora; Mustelidae. Bases 1 to 672 code for a protein of 223 amino acids. The transcript is spliced from 2 exons. Gene Ontology annotation, cellular component: RNA polymerase I complex; RNA polymerase II, core complex; RNA polymerase III complex. Gene Ontology annotation, biological process: DNA-templated transcription. The record is from RefSeq and is a predicted model, not a curated record. Gene Ontology annotation, molecular function: DNA binding; DNA-directed RNA polymerase activity.
AUGGUGGAGGUGGUGCCAUAUGAUCCAUAUCAUGCAGACCCUAUUCAUAAGGUGGUAGCAGAGUUCCAAGUAAAGCAAUCAAAGCACAAAGGUCUUUGGAAGCUUAGACUCCAAGGAGAGAUUGUAUCUCUUGAUUUUAUCCAGACCCUGGAAGAGUUCAAGGUCCAGUUUGGGGACAAGUCGAGUGAGGGGCGGCCACAGCACACAGACCUCAUGGAGCUGGUGGCCCACAAAGAUGACCCCACUGACCAGAUGUUUGUGUUCUUCCCAGAGGAGCCUAAGGUGGGAAUCAAGACCAUCAAGGUGUACUGCCAGUGGAUGCAGGAGGAGAACAUCAAGCAGACCCUCAUCGUGGUACAGCAAGGCAUGACCACAUCUGCUAAGCAGUCUCUGGUGGACAUGGUCCCCAAGAACGUCCUGGAGCAAUUUCUGCAGCAGGAGCUGCUCAUCAACUUCACGGAGCAGGAGCUGGUCCCAGAGUAUGUCAUCAUGACCAAGGAGGAGGUGACAGAGCUCCUGGCCAGGUAUAAAUUCCAGGAGAACCAGCUGCCCAGGAUCCAGACCGGAGACCCGGUGGCCCGCUAUUUCGAGAUAAAGCGAGGGCAGGUGGUGAAGGUGAUCCGGCCCAGCGAGACUGCCGACAGGUACAUCACCUACCGGCUGGUGCAGUAGCCACCCCGCGAGCUGGUGAGAUGCCAUGUGGCCGCAGGUCCUGCCUGUCCAGGAGUAAGCCCUAGCUUUCCUCUCCUCUUACCCCACAGUUGUCUCUGUCACCUCCCUGUGGGGGGUGCGUGGAGGCAGCCCCACUUCCUGCCCCACUGGGCUCGACUCGCA